GUGUGAGAAAAUUUUCAAAAAAAAAACACUUGAAAGUACAAAAAAAAAAAAAGAAAAAAAUCAAAAACAAAAUUUUAUACAAAUUUUUUUAAAAAAGAAAAAAUUUACAAAAAUUAAAUGCUGCUCUGCCUGCUUCCCCUGUAGUACAAUUUAGUUUAAAACAAAUGGCGUGAAAUCAUACAAGCGUUGUGCGGAUUGUUUUUCAACAAAAAAAAAAAAUAAAUAAAAUAAUAAAUUAAAUUAAAAUUAUUUAAAAGAAAUUAAAAGAAAAACACACAAACAAAUUAGUAAUUUUGUCAAGGAAAAGAAAGAAUUUGAAAAUUUAGAAAUUAAAAUAAAAAUAAAUUUCUAAAAACAAUUGGAAAAUUUAAACAAAAGUUGUCAACUUAAGUUUUAAGUUAAAGAUCAUUGGCGAUCAGUGGCAUUAAUUUAAAAUUAAGCAAAUAAAAGAAAAAAAAUAAAUAAAGGCAAAAGAAAUAAAACGUGUGAACCGUAAAAUAAUUACGUGAUUUUUCUGUCUCAGUGAUUAAACUAAAAAAGAAAUAAAAUAUUUAAAAAAAAACGAAAAUUUGAUUUUAAACAAAUCGAAAUCAAUAAACCGUUAAAAAAAGAAGAAUUAAUUAAAAUCAUAAUAAAAAAUUAGCUAAAGCAGUAACACCUUUUAAAGUCUUUAACAAAUUUCCUCAAAAAAAAAAAAAAAAAAAAAAAAAACAAUUGCAAAAUGGAUUUCAUAUCGAAUUUAAUAAAAAGACCCAUUAGUUUAGUUAUAAACGAAACGUCAAACACAAUGGAUAAAUAUUCGAUCUCAGAUUCCUUGCCAAAUACACCCGCUACUGAGACAGACAAACAAAAGGAAUCUAAUACAACAACUUCAGCUCAAGAAGAACAAAAAUCAACAAAUUUAAAUCUUAAUAACAACAAUAAAUAUCCUACCACCCUGUCCUCCUCCACCUCCUCUACAACCUCUUUCCUAAAUAAUGGUGAUCAUAUGACUGAUUUUAUUGGUGUACCUGAAGAAUAUCUUGAUGAAUUUAAAGAUAUUUUACCACCACCUCCAUUAAAUCUACAACAUACAGAUUGUUUAACACAAUCACUUUUGGAUUUGGAUAAUACAAGACCACUCUCUAUAACACCACCACCUCCACCACAUCCCUCACAAACGGAAUCGGAAACGCAGGAAAUGCUGACACCUUCUAUGAAAGCUUCACAAACAAUUGAUGAACUAUUGUCUCACAUCAAUGAUAAUCUUCAACAAGCUGGUCUUAAUGAUGAGGUAUUGGCCAUUGCUUCACCCCCCAACAAAUCAGAGUUGAGUCCCUUAUCUUCUAAAGCGGCCUUAAACAAUUCAAAACUGUUAAAUUCUUCUUCCUCUUCAUCUGUCUCGAAUAUACAAAUUAAUUCCAAUAAAACUCCCACAAUGGCUGCUGGUACAGCCAGUACGAAUACGGUUUUUGAGAAUAAUUCUUCAAUACAUAAAUUUCAUAUUGAUCCAGAAUUGGAAACUGGUAUUAUAUUCGAUGACCAUCAACAACAGCAGGCGAGCAAAGAUCAAUUAAAUAAUUCUGGUGUUAAUAAAUCAUCUAAUAAGUUUGUGGGUUUAACUGAAUUUGAUGAAGCUAAAAUACCCGAAUUACCAGGUGAUUUAAAUCCAAAUAUUGAAGAACAAUAUAAUGUUACCUUUGAAGAAUGUUUUAUUCCCACAUUAACCGCCCAACAAGGCACUAAAGUACCCGAUGAGUUUAUUGUGGAUAAAACUCAUCUCCUUUUACCCACUGAAGUCGAUGCAAUUUCAUCGGAAAAUGAAACUUUUGCAGAUUGUAAUGAUGAACGUGAUCCCUUAGCCACUACGUUUGCCGAACAGGGACCAUUGGAUGUAACCACAGAUUUGGAAUCUUAUCAAAGUGCCGUCAAUAAUAGUUUAAAUACAAAUCUUAAUAAUACCAUGGAAAAUAUAGCAGAUAUAACCAUGGAAGCUGAAGGACAACCUUUACAAAAACUUAUACAAAAUCAAACAUAUGAAGAGAUAACACACGAUGAUAUACCACAACAAUAUGAAGCCAUGGAUACAGAUGAACCCAUGGAUGUUGAUAUGAAUGCUACUAUGGAGAUAAUACAAAACACCUCAAGUAAUAUACAGCAUGUGGAACGAGUUUUGCAACAUGCAGAAAAUGUUCUUCAACAUAUUGAGGAGAAAAAACCCUUGGAAGAACGCAAUAAAGAAAAUAUUGAAGGUUUGUUGGAAAAACAAACGGAAACAUCCAAAAUGACAUUUGUGGUAAAUACUCCAAUGGAAAGUAAGGCUGGACAACAUUUAGAACUGGAACAGUCGAAACAUGAAUUGUCUUUGAAUAAAAGUGUGGAAUUGCCCGUUAAUAAAACUAUCAGUUCUGAAUGUAUUAUUGAAACUGUUAACAAGGAAUUGGCUAAGGAGGAUCAAAAUGAAUUGCCGUCAAAGAAAACUGAAGAUAUAUCAAGUAAUCUUAAUACAACCAUGGAUGCCAUGAAUGUCAGCACUGCAAGUAAUUCAUCGGCCAAAUCAUCUGAAUCUCAACAACUAAAGAAAACAGACACUUCAGUUAAUCACAAUUUAACAAUUGAUAACAUUAACACUAGCAAUUGUUCUGAUAAAGCAGCAGCUACUGCUUCCCAGGAAAAUAGCGACUCUUUAAAUAAUCACAAUUUAACCGUAGAUUGCAUGAACACCAGCACCACUAGUAAUUCUUCAGCCAAAUCAGCUGCUAAGGCUGACAAUAAACCUGAAACUAAGUUAAAUUUAACUUUGGGCUUAAGUACUUCCCAACACUCACAGAAAAGUGAAAAAUCACAACCCACCUCACCUGCUUUUCCCAUUAAAUCGGCACAGAAUACUGGUUUUCCCCGUUCACCCAAAGCUAAAAGUGAAAAACCUAAAGAAACGCCUUUUUUGGAAAAAUCUGAUUACUUUUCAAAUCUACAAACUCAAACAACUGCAGAAAAAUCUCUUAAUGAUUUGAAUGGCACCUAUGUGGAGUCAUCGGUGGCAACUUCUGUGGCAAAUAAUUUAAAUGGCACAUUUGUCGAACCUUAUGCCGUGGAUACUGCAAUGCCAAAACCUAUCGAUCAAUUGGACACAAAUACUGAUGAAUUGAAAAAUAAACGUCAAACUUUUUCCAUUAACACACUCAGCGAGGAGAAGACGGCUGAAGAAAAACGUCGUACAUUUGCAGUUAACACGACUGAGAGUACAUCAUCAUCUCAACUUAUGCAGUUUCCUUCUCUGGAUAAACCCGAUAUUCAACGUCGCACGUUUGCUGUUAAUGACACCGUCAUAAUGCCGCAGGAAUCUUUGUCAGUUAGCGAUAAAAUUGAUGUCAACGCGAGACGUACAUUUAAUGUGCCUUCUUCGGAAUUAUCUCCAGAACCGACAGAUCAAACUGCCAUGGAUACCAGCUUCGAACCCAUGGAAGUUGAUUACAAUGCUACAAUGUCUAUGACAGCAGAUAUGGAACAAAGAUCACAGUCACCUCCUUUACCAGCCAUGCAGCAAAGAUCACAAUCUCCUCCUUUGCCAGCUCAACAACAGAGGUCACAAUCUCCACCUUUGCCAGCUCAACAAAAGAGGUCACAAUCACCUCCUUUGCCGACCAUUCAGCAAAGAUCACAAUCUCCUUCUCAAACUACUAUGCCGCAAAGAUCACAAUCUCCUUCUCUGACUACUAUGCAGCAAAGAUCACAAUCUCCUACAAUGUCAAGAUCGCAAUCACCUGAUCUUCCAACAAUGCAGCAAAGAUCACAAUCACCUCCUUUACGAACCAUGCAACCCAGAUCCCAAUCACCUCCUUUACCAACUAUGCAGCCCAGAUCCCAAUCUCCUCCUUUACCAACCAUGCAACCGAGAUCCCAAUCACCUCCUCUACCAACCAUGCAAGCGAAAUCACAAUCUCCUCCUCUUCCAACCAUGCAACCGAGAUCCCAAUCACCUCCUCUACCAACUUUACAACAAAACAAAUCUAAAAUACCACCAACAUCGCAACUACCCCCAUUACCCACUGACCCACAAGUCAUGAACAUCAAAGAGGAACAAAUAUCACCUCCACCGUUUGAAUCAACUGCCACAUCCUUUACUUCACAGCCACUCUCCACACUUAUACAAAAGAGACCUUCCAUAAGGGAUGCACGAGCUCGUGCUGCUGACAUACUCUCCGCAAAAGAACAAUCUAAUAUUAAAGUUAAAGAUGAAAAAGAUAUUUUUGUAGAAAAAUUUUCACCAUCUCCCAUAGAAGAUAUCUUUACUGCUGUUUCGGCCACUUCAACAACUUUAACAAAUUCUUCAGGAUUUUCCGAAUUUGAUCAAACAUCAUCGUUAUCUUCCACAUCCUUAGGGAAUCAAAAUGAACAACUAACCAGAUCACAACAGCAGCAACAACAACAAUUUCAAGAUGAAUUCAGUGGAAAUAACAAUAAUCUUAUUUUAAAUCCAUCCGAUUUUGAUUAUCUUCUAACAAAAGGCAAUAAUACUACACCAGUGGAUCGUAGUUCAUUGUUAUUGAAAUUUGAUCCAUUGCUCGGUGUACCAGUGCCAGUUAAUCAGGGACAACAGCAACUACAACAAUUACAAAUACCAACUAAUACUAUUAAUCCUUGUUUAAGUCCAACACUUGAAGAAGACGAACAUAACGACAGUAAUCGUUCAUUUGUUAUAGACACAAAAGCAACAGGCGGAUUAGGCGGCUCAUUAGCAACAGGAGGUGGAGCAGGAAUAGCAGCUGCAGGUGUAAUAACCGGUGCCAGUGCCAAAUUAUUGAAAGAAAGAUCACAAGAAGUUAAACAGCAAUUGCAGUUGGAACAACAGGUCCAACAAAAUAAACGCCAAUUAACACAGGGAGUAAACAAAAAGAAUGCCACUAUGAGUGUCGAUGUGAUUAAGGAUAUGAGUUUAGAUAACGAUUGUAAUAAAACUUUUGAAAAUUCCAAUUCCACACAAUCGGAUGAUAAACAGAUCAACUAUAAAAUGGAUGAACUUGAAAAGAAAAUCAAAAAUGAAGUUCUUAAAACAGAAGAUAUUGAAAAGAAACUUAAAGAUGCUGAACAAAGGGAGGAGGCUUUAAUCAAACGUAUCACAGAAAAAGACAAAACAAUAGCAAAAAUGACAGGUGUUAUUGAAGCCUAUGAAAAAGCCAUAGCUGAAUUAAUUGCCGAUAAAGAGCAAUUAACACAACACUAUGAGAAACAAUUGGCCGAAGUUAAGGCUGAUCGCGAUUCAAAUUAUCAUCAUUUAACAUCGCUGGAAACAACAUUUUCCGAUUUGCAUGUAAAAUAUGAAAAGAGCAAAGAAAUGACCUGCCAAUUAAAAGAAAGCGAAGAAGCUUUACAAGCUGAAAAACGCAAAAAUUUAGAAAACCUUCAUUUACAGGAACAACGAUAUGACAAAAUGAAAAAUCAUGCAAUGCAACAAUUGGAAAUCGCCAACAAAAAACUGGAAUCUCUAACACGAGAUCAUUCAAUAGAAAUAACAAAACUGAAAGCCUUACUUAAAAAAGAAGAAAUCGCCCGAUCAUCCAUACAUGAGCAAUUGGCUCAAAAGACUAAAGAAAACGCUGAACUCGUUAAGAUAUGUGAUGAACUCAUCUCGGGGCAAGGAAGUUAAAGAGAAGGAUCCAUUUUUGUUUGAUACAGUUUUUCUGUUUUGAAACCCAAUACAAAAUUGAAUGAUAUUUGUUUUUUUCUUUUAUUUUUAUUUUUUUAAAUACUAAUUAUUUAUUUAAUGUUUUCUAAUUUGUAUUUUAGUUACGUAAAUAAGAAUGAUUAAAAGAAAGAAUGAAAGAAAAGAAAAAAUCUGCAAAAACACACACUUAA
This is a messenger RNA of Lucilia cuprina (Australian sheep blowfly), 5835 nucleotides long. Its product is annotated as transforming acidic coiled-coil-containing protein 1. The record is from RefSeq and is a predicted model, not a curated record. Gene Ontology annotation, biological process: mitotic spindle organization; cerebral cortex development; cell population proliferation. The transcript has 12 exons. NCBI's taxonomy places the organism in Eukaryota, Metazoa, Arthropoda, Insecta, Diptera, Calliphoridae. Gene Ontology annotation, cellular component: cytoplasm. Bases 722 to 5626 code for a protein of 1634 amino acids.